AUGGUUACCGGCGAACUCUGUUUCGUGACGGUGAUUCUGUUGCAGGUCAGUUUGGGCGUGUCCAUGAAUGUUUUCCUCCUCCUCUUUUAUGCCCACUUGACCUCCCCCGGCCACAGGCUCGGUUCCUCCGACUUGAUCUUUGCCCAUCUGGCCUUGGCCAACACCCUGAUCCUUCUCACCUACGGAGUUCCGGAGAUCAUGCUGGCGUGGGGGCUGCGAGGUUUCCUGGACGCCGUCGGUUGUAAAAUCCUCAUGUACCUGUACCGGGUGGCCCGGGGCCUGGCCAUCUGCACCACCUGCCUCCUGAGCGUCUUCCAGGCCGUCACCGUCAGCCCCGGCACCUCCCGGUGGGCCCGGGUCAAGGCCAGGUUACCCGAGUGCAUCGUCCCCUGCUGCCUCCUCUCCUGGGUCAUCAAUAUGCUCGUGGAUUUCGAUACGCUGCUGGAUAUGACCAGCCCCCAGAACGGGAGCAGCGUCUACAUAGUCCUGGACCUCAAAUACUGCUCAAAAAUCAGCCUCGGGGCGGAAUCCACCCUGGCCAUCGCGGUGGUCCUCCCGCUCCGCGACCUGUUCUUCGUAGGCCUCAUGAGCUUGGCCAGCGGCUACAUGGUGCUCGUCCUGCACAGGCACCACCGGCGGGUCCGGCUCCUCCACGGGCCCGGGCGGGCCGCCGGGGAGAUGCCCGAGGUGCGGGCGGCCAAGAGGGUCGUCGCCCUGGUCACCCUCUACGUCCUCCUCUACGGACGGCAGUCGGUCACCCUGAGCGCUUUAAUCAACAUGAAGGUCAAGUCUCCUCUGCUGAUGAAUUGCCACACGCUGUUGGGAUUCACCUUCUCGGCGGUCAGCCCGCUCCUCGUGAUCCGCAGCGACCGGAGGAUGGGGUUGUUCUGGAGAAAGCAGAUCUGUUUCCAACCCAGAUCCCUCCUGGAGUUGCAGGGACGCUGA
Molecule: messenger RNA, 945 nt
Organism: Ornithorhynchus anatinus (platypus)
Lineage: Eukaryota; Metazoa; Chordata; Mammalia; Monotremata; Ornithorhynchidae
Product: vomeronasal 1 receptor ornAnaV1R3046
Exons: 1
Coding region: 1-945 (314 amino acids)
Biological process (GO): G protein-coupled receptor signaling pathway
Cellular component (GO): membrane
Molecular function (GO): pheromone receptor activity
Source: RefSeq, marked inferred